AUGAACAACAAGUCAUUGUGGAAUCUGAACCAUAAGCCCCUCGAGGUCAAUCAUGAUGAAACCGCUAGCCGCAGCCCCACCAAGGCUACAGAGAAUGAUCUCUGUAGAUGCGACUUCAAAAUCACUCACCGUCCAGGCAAAGACAUCUAUGUCGCAGACACACUCUCCAGGAAGUUUCUUACCUACAAGGACAGCAGCCUCAGUGAAGGCAUGGACAUGCAAGUGCACACUGUGUACAGCAACUUACCAGUUACGGUGCUGUCAGUGCUGGGUAAUGCUGCAGUCCUGCUGACCUCAGCACUGCGGCCGACUCACCUCAAGGCCCCGGAGCUCCUGACAGUCAACCUGGCUGUGACGGACAUCGGCAUGGCUCUCAGCAUGUACCCCCUGUCCAUUGCCUCGCUCUUCAACCACGCCUGGAUCGGAGGGGAUUCCUCCUGCCUCUACUAUGGCCUGAUGGGGAUGAUCUUCAGUACGGCCAGCAUCAUGACCCUGGCUGUCAUGGGUCUGGUACGAUACCUGGUGACAGGAAACCCACCCAAAACAGGCAACAAGUUCCAGCGUCGGACCAUCACCAUGGUGAUCAGUGUGAUCUGGCUGUACUCUGGGCUGUGGGCUGUGUUCCCUCUACUGGGAUGGGGUGGCUACGGACCGGAGCCCUUCGGGGUGGCCUGCUCCGUGGACUGGGCCAGCUACCAAGACUCCCUGAACCGUUCCACCUUCAUCAUAUCUCUGUCUAUCCUCUGCACCUUCAUCCCCUGCCUCGUCAUCCUCUUCUCCUAUUUUGGCAUAGCCUGGAAACUCCACAAGGCCUACCAGGCCAUCCAAAGCAGCGACUUCAACUACGGACACAUCGAGAGGAAGGUCACUCUGAUGGCGGUGUUGAUCAGCUCUGGGUUCAUCGUAGCCUGGUCUCCCUACGUGGUGCUCAGCUUUUGGAGUAUGUUCCACACCAAGGGGAAGGACAGCCUGGCCCCCGUGGUCUCCCUGCUGCCCUGCCUGUUCGCGAAAGGCUCCACGGCCUACAACCCUUUCAUCUACUACAUCUUCAGACGCUCCUUGAGACGCGAGCUCCGCCAGCUCCAGGUCCUGAUCUGCUGCUCUGCCCAACCAGACUCACCUUCGUGUAGGGAGACAGGAGAGGAGGGCAGGCAGAGUGUAAGGUCUGACCUACUACAGAGCCUUCCGGAUAAUAAGAAUAGAGCUCCCUUGGUGGGGAAGUUGGGAACUGCGGCGCUGGAAAGAGUCUGAGAAAGAGCUCACAAGCUCCUGUUAAAAAAAGUAUUGGAACACGGUCCGUUUGAACAUUGGUCCGUACCCAUCAAAGGGUUAAGACUGUGUGUGUGCGUGUGUGUUAAAGCGUCACAAAUGGAUGGGGUGUGAGUUAAUCAACUGUGUUUCUUCACUGUCAUUCUAGCACACACUACUAGGUCAUCGCCUCGUCCUCGCCACAUCACUAACAAAGUAGCACUUUACUUGAAGUCAACAGACAAAAAUGUAUUAUGAUGCAGUCAUAAGACACAUCACACAUUAUAAUCAUUGUAAUAAGACAUUAUAUGGGCUCAUACACGUUUAUAAAAAGUUCUAAAGCAUUGUGUUUUUUGGCUUGAAGUUAAAGGAACAUCAUGUAGAAUGAAGCCCCCUAAUGGAAACUAGGUGAAUUGCAACAACAUUUGCACUGCUACAACACUUGCGAUGUAGAAUUUGAGCAACCAGGAAAUAGCAAGUCAAUUUCUGAGUCUUUUUUACUUUCAGUUUUGCACACCAUUUCUGCCAUUGUUCAUUGUGCUUGUGAGGAGAUAACCAUGCCUCUGAGUGACUCCGAUGGAAGAGAGGGAGGGUCCAGCCUUCCAAUUUGACAACAAGAGACAGACCAGCUUUUGUUGUCAAAUAGGCGGGCGGGCGGGCUGUACCAUCAUCAUGUAACUUUGUGUGGGCCCCAAUUUAUUUAUUUUUGAACAAAUAUUGUGAAACAUUACACUAUUACCGCAGAUAUAUUACAUAUAUUACAAAAAUAUUACAUAAUGCCCCUUUAAGUGUUAUUGUAAAGUUCACUUUAUUGUUGUUGUGAGGUACUGUAGCAUUGAACUUAAACUUCACAAUGGUCACUAUGAGCAUUUACAACGGUCUCUAUGGCCAUAGUUCUAGCCAUAGAGACGACACACUAAUAGGACGCCCACAGGCCUCACAAGACUCGUCUGAAGGUCACCCGGUAACAGUUCAAAACAUUUAUGGAAGUAUAUAUGGAGACUGUUUAGUGCCAGAAAUAAGGGGUUAAAUACAUAAACAAAAUGUUUCCUGAUCUUUCUUAUACAUGAUCUCUCUUUCUUAUAUGUGUAUUCAUUAAUGAACUUAUUGUAUAAGGAAUUCUGCCUACAGCUCCACUGCUCAGACGUCAGAAA
Messenger RNA from Salvelinus sp. IW2-2015, 2402 nucleotides. NCBI's taxonomy places the organism in Eukaryota, Metazoa, Chordata, Actinopteri, Salmoniformes, Salmonidae. The record is from RefSeq and is a predicted model, not a curated record.